Molecule: messenger RNA, 1589 nt
Organism: Toxorhynchites rutilus septentrionalis
Lineage: Eukaryota; Metazoa; Arthropoda; Insecta; Diptera; Culicidae
Gene: Yod1
Product: ubiquitin thioesterase OTU1
Exons: 3
Coding region: 170-1123 (317 amino acids)
Biological process (GO): endoplasmic reticulum unfolded protein response; protein deubiquitination
Cellular component (GO): cytosol; nucleus
Molecular function (GO): cysteine-type deubiquitinase activity; protein binding
Source: RefSeq, a predicted model, not a curated record
AUUCAUGAUUAUUUUUAAUUUCUCUUCUGGUGGCAAUUUUGUUCAAAACAAACGGCGAAUAAGUCUACAAAUUCCUAUUAAAAUAAAACUAAAACAUUUUAGCGUUCAUUGUACUACAAAAAACGUGUUCAAAUUCUAUUACCUCCAUUUGUGUCUAGUUAGUUAGUGAAUGAUGGCAGGAUUUUCAUUAAAGGUGAAAACUAAAACCGGCCAGCAGCAUAUUGUCAGCAACUUAGAACAGAAUACUACUGUUCGGAUACUCAAGAAUCUAAUCACUGAACUGACAAAUAUACCGGAGGAUGCGAUGCAUGUAGUACUAGGAUUUCCCCCAUUCAAGCCACUGGACUUCAAUAAGGACGAUGAACUUAUAUUAGCUAUCGGUAUAAGCAACGGGGAUACACUGAUAGUGCAAGAGAAGCAAAUAAGCGAAGAGGAACGCAAUCAGCUUGCUGCGAAAAAGCGUCUGGAAGAGGAUGAAAAGUUGGCAAAGGAACUCGCCGCUCAAAGCGAAGGAGGCAGUGGGAUACUUCUGAAGCAAAUUGUUCCCAGCGAUAAUUCCUGUCUCUUCACAAGCAUUGGAUACGUUCUAACGGGAAAAGUGGAUCCAGAGAGUAGCCAAUAUAUGCGGGAAAUAAUUGCCGCCACCGUUAAUGCCGAUAAGCAGGAAUACAACGAGGGUAUCCUAGGGCGUCCAAAUGAUGAGUAUUGUGCUUGGAUUUUGCAGCCCGAAUCAUGGGGUGGUGCGAUUGAGGUUUCGAUACUUUCUGCGUACCACGGAAUCGAGUUCGAUGUUGUGGACAUUACAAAUGCGAUCAUUAACCGCUUUGGGGAGGAUAAAAACUACGGCAUGAGAGCGUUCCUGCUAUUCGACGGGAUUCACUACGACCCUUUGUAUCUUGAGUCUACAACGGGUGAACCGCCAAAGACCAUCUUCCCAAUCGAAGACAACGCUGUGUACCUGCAGGCGGAACAACUUGCGCAAGAGGCAAAAUCUUCCCGUCAAUUCACCGACGUGAACAAGUUUACGCUGAAAUGUAACGUUUGCGACUGCCACCUGAAGGGACAGGAAGAAGCACAACAGCAUGCGAAAAAAACUGGACACAUUAAUUUCGGAGAAAUUUGAGAUACCUGUCAGGAUAAAGAGAGAAUGAAAUUGGACAGUUAUAGAUUAUAUAGCAAGCAUCUUAGGACUUUUUCUCUGUUCUAUCGGUUCGAUAAAUUUGAGUGUGGUCUGUCGUCGAGUUCAUGUUAUUUAUGGCGAUUUCAGUUGAGUGUAUUGAUCUCUGCAUGCGCGUAUUUUGCAUUUACGUUUGUUGAGGGCAGUUUCGUUGAAUAUAAAUUUUUGUAAAUUGUCCAUAGAAUUCUCAUUAGGCCGUGUAAACAUCACAGAUUCGAUUUUCAGCGCUAACGAUUUCCGAAUGAACUUCCACUAUUGACAACACUCAACGUGAAAGGCAAAAUACAUUGAAUUCGCUGGGAAAUUAUAGUUGUGGAGGUAUACUGUACACUAGAGAAGAAUGAAUCUGAUGUGCUUCAUAUAAUAUGCCCUGCUAAUUAGAGUGUUCAAUAAAAUUUAUAUGGGGUCCAAC